AUGUCUGCUGGCUCCGUUCUCGUCACCGGUGGCACAGGCUACAUUGGCUCGUUCACCACCCUCGCUCUCCUCGAGGCCGGUUACAAGGUCGUCGUCGCCGACAACCUCUACAACUCCUCCGAUGAGGCCCUUCGUCGCAUUGAGCUGAUCUCCGGCAAGAAGCCCGAGUUCGCCCAGCUCGAUGUCACCGACGAGAAGGCCUUUGACAAGGUCUUCGAGGCCCACCCCGACAUCGACAGCGUUAUCCACUUCGCUGCCCUCAAGGCCGUCGGCGAGUCCGGCGAGAAGCCCCUGGACUACUACAUGGUCAACGUCUACGGCACUCUGUGUCUCCUGCGCUCCAUGGUCCGCCACAAUGUCACCAACAUUGUCUUCUCCAGCUCCGCUACCGUCUACGGUGAUGCUACCCGCUUCCCCAACAUGAUCCCCAUCCCCGAGGAGUGCCCCCUCGGUCCCACCAACCCCUACGGUAACACCAAGUUCGCCGUCGAGACCGCCAUCACCGACGUGAUCAACGCCCAGCGCAACAACGCCAAGAAGGCCGGCAACGCCGCCGACGCCGACAAGUGGAACGCCGCCCUGCUGCGCUACUUCAACCCUGCCGGUGCCCACCCCAGCGGCAUCAUGGGUGAGGACCCCCAGGGUGUCCCCUACAACCUGCUGCCUCUCCUGGCCCAGGUCGCCACCGGCAAGCGCGAGAAGCUGCUCGUUUUCGGCGAUGACUACGCCUCCCACGAUGGUACCGCCAUCCGCGACUACAUCCACAUUCUCGACCUGGCGGACGGCCAUCUCAAGGCCCUCAACUACCUGCGCGCCAACAACCCCGGUGUCCGCGCCUGGAACCUGGGUACCGGCAAGGGCAGCACCGUCUACGAGAUGAUCCGGGCCUUCUCCAACGCCGUCGGCCGCGACCUUCCCUACGAGGUCGCCCCCCGUCGCGCUGGUGACGUCCUCAACCUCACCUCCAACCCCACCCGGGCCAACCAGGAGCUGGGCUGGAAGGCGCAGCGCACCCUCGAGCAGGCCUGCGAGGAUCUCUGGCGCUGGACCAAGAACAACCCUCAGGGCUACCGUCAACAGCCCCCUGCCGAGCUGCUGGAACAGCUGAAGAAAUAG
Molecule: messenger RNA, 1116 nt
Organism: Aspergillus terreus NIH2624
Lineage: Eukaryota; Fungi; Ascomycota; Eurotiomycetes; Eurotiales; Aspergillaceae
Product: NAD-dependent epimerase/dehydratase family protein
Exons: 3
Coding region: 1-1116 (371 amino acids)
Biological process (GO): beta-D-galactose catabolic process via UDP-galactose, Leloir pathway
Cellular component (GO): cytosol
Molecular function (GO): UDP-glucose 4-epimerase activity
Source: RefSeq, a predicted model, not a curated record